GAAGCCCCUGAUGCCAUGGAGGAGUGGGACGUGCCCCAGAUGAAGAAGGAAGUCGAGAGCCUCAAGUACCAGCUGGCCUUCAAAAGGGAGAUGUCAUCCAAGACCAUCCCUGAGCUCAUCAAGUGGAUCGAGGAUGGAAUCCCCAAGGACCCCUUCCUGAACCCUGACCUCAUGAAGAACAACCCAUGGGUGGAGAAGGGCAAGUGUGCCAUCCUGUAAGAGCCCCACAACCCCAGGGUCAUGCCUCUUUGUGAAGAAGACAACUCUGUAAAGGUGUGACUUUUAUGAAGACUUUCCGGUGCCCUCCCUCCUGGGAGCAUGCCGGUGCCUUUCCCUUCCCUCUCUUCU
Molossus molossus (Pallas's mastiff bat) is the source of this 348-nucleotide messenger RNA. RefSeq names its product G protein subunit gamma 13 (gene GNG13). The transcript has 2 exons. NCBI's taxonomy places the organism in Eukaryota, Metazoa, Chordata, Mammalia, Chiroptera, Molossidae. The record is from RefSeq and is a predicted model, not a curated record. Gene Ontology annotation, molecular function: G-protein beta-subunit binding. Gene Ontology annotation, biological process: sensory perception of taste; phospholipase C-activating G protein-coupled receptor signaling pathway. Gene Ontology annotation, cellular component: heterotrimeric G-protein complex. Bases 16 to 219 code for a protein of 67 amino acids.